UUUCGUCUCUUUUCAAUUGAAUUGUUGAAAUUGAGACUCUUCAGAGACAGAGAAACGCGAGUUCUGGAGUUAGUGAAAGUGUACUGUUUUGCCUUAAGAGUCUCGCAGUGUUCGAGGCCGCGAAAUACUUAACAAGCAUGUCUGUCUCACAAAGGAAUUACAACAUAAAGCAGGAAAUAUAUAUUCGAAUAGCUGAUGACGAAAAUGAGGAGGCUAUAGAAAUUCCAGGAGAAUCAGAUGGCACCAUGUUAUUGUCCAGCGUUACAGCCCAAUUUGCUGGGGCAUGCGGUCUCAAGUAUAGAAAUGCUGACACUCAAACAAUGAGGGGAGUGCGAUUGGUUGAAGGUACAUUUCAUCCACCAGAUGGUUCGUGGGGAUCACAACUUUAUAUUGUUGUUUAUCCAAAAGAUAAUAAACGAAAGAUGGAUGACACUGAAAGUCAAGGAAUCCGCAGUAAAAGGCCGGCACAAAAAUGCUCGGACCUAAUUGUUAUGGGAUUACCUUGGGAAACAUCUGUCAACGAUUUAAAACAAUAUUUUGGACAAUUUGGUGAAUUACUUAAAACUCAUCCUGAAACAGGAAAAUCGAAAGGAUACGGCUUCAUAAAAUUUGCUGAUUAUGAGGUUCAAAAGAGAGUUACAAGCAAGCGUCAUCAGAUAGGAGGAAGGUGGUGUGAUGUGAAAAUUCCAUAUUCCAAGCAACAACAAGGGCAAUCCCAGCUAAGUAACAGGAUAUUCGUUGGACGAGUGACAGAGGAUAUGACUGAUGAUGACUUGAGAUCUUAUUUCCGGCAGUUUGGUGAAGUCACUGAUGUAUUUGUUCCAAAACCAUUUCGUCCUUUUGCAUUUAUUACUUUUGAUGAUGAAGAUGUGGCCGCAAGUUUAUGUGGGGAAGAUCAUAUUAUAAAUGGUGUAAGCGUAUUUACAAGCUCUGCCGAUCCAAAAUCAAAAUCCCCUGCACAGAAUCAAGGUUUCAAUAAUAACAUGGGUGCAAGUGGAGGGGGAGCCAGCGGUGGAUUCUACAGUAGUGGCGGAGGGGGAUUCGAUGGUCGUAAUCGACAAAUGCGAGAUCAUGAAAGGGGAGGCUGGAACAGAUCACAUGGAGGGGGCAGUAAUCCUAUGGCUAGCAACAGUGACAGUGGUGGAUCAUUUGCAAGUAACAGUGCUCCUUCACCACCAAGUUUCCCUGGAAUGCCAGGGAACCCAAAUCAAUUUAAUAUGAAUCUCAUGAAUCCAGCAAUGUUAGCAGCUGCGCUCGGAUCUUGGAACCAAAUGCUUAAUGGAAUGAUGGGUGCCGGUGGACAAAUGCCUGGCGGUGCCACACAGAUGCCCAUGCCGCCCAUUCACGGUGUCACGUCACCAAUGUCUGGUAGCGGCUCAAGUGGGAAAAAACAGGAUGGGUCAGGGUAUAGUGACAAUUGGAAUAACAAUCGUGAUAAUUCUCAAAAGAAUAAUGGUAAUUGGCAAUAUAAUCCGUAUGACAUCUGAGAUACAUUUUUAAUUGUUUUUUUUCUUAAAUUUUGCCAACUUUGUGAUGUGCUGUAUAUGCGCCUAGUAUUCAGUUGAAGCUUUGCAGUUAAAGAUUGCUGUAGGAGGCGGGUGCCUUUUAUGACUGUGGGAAUGUGUUUACCAUGAUUUUAUCAGUAACUCGAUGAGGUGCAGAUUUCCAAAUGGGAACUUGCUUUACUGAUUAUAAUUCCAACUGAUGAUGUAAAUAAUGUUUUUCAUUAUCUAUCAAUUGUCAUUUUACGUUUUGAAUACAUAUAAAUAUUACGGACUUUUGUAAGUAAAAAAAUCGGUCAAUAGCUGUG
Messenger RNA from Styela clava, 1810 nucleotides. The record is from RefSeq and is a predicted model, not a curated record. Lineage: Eukaryota; Metazoa; Chordata; Ascidiacea; Stolidobranchia; Styelidae.